AUGGUCAAAAACUUCCAGUUUUCGACCAUCUCUCACACGCAAAGCCCAGUAUUCAAAACCGUGGAGGAGAAAUCUCCGGGCGGAUUCGCGGCGCACAUGGAUUAUCAUGGUGAUGGAUUUUUUGGAUGCACGGCAACCCCAACCGUCUACCACGCAGCCGUUGUUAUCUUUUUGGAAUUUUUCGCCUUUGGUCUAAUCACAGCUCCUAUGAUAUCGGUUCUUGAUGAAGCAUUCCCAAGGAACACUUUCUUGAUGAAUGGAAUCAUCCAAGGAAUUAAAGGAUUUUUGUCUUUCCUCAGCGCACCUUUAAUAGGAUCCAUGUCUGAUAUUUUUGGCCGAAAGCCGUUCCUUUUCCUCACCGUGACUUUUACGUGUUCGCCAAUCCCUCUUAUAAAACUCAGCCACUGGUGGUACUUCACCAUGAUCAGUAUAUCCGGCAUUUUUUCUGUAACAUUCUCUGUGGUUUUGGCCUUUGUCUCCGACGUGACAACCGUUGAGGACCGGAGUUGGGCAUAUGGUUUGGUAAGUUCAGGACGUUUUAUAUUGUCAAUCAAGCACCAGCUGUUGGCGGACGAAUGUUUUCAAUCAUUCAUCAUAAUAGUUAACAAAAUUUCAAACAACCAAUCAGUAGUAACUGGGAGGAGAGGUGUUCCGGGGUCAAGGGGGCAGAUUCUAGUCAUACCUAGAGACCAGAGAGAGAGAGGAUAA
This is a messenger RNA of Dibothriocephalus latus, 708 nucleotides long. The record is from the annotation of a GenBank genome assembly. NCBI's taxonomy places the organism in Eukaryota, Metazoa, Platyhelminthes, Cestoda, Diphyllobothriidea, Diphyllobothriidae.